This is a messenger RNA of Drosophila ananassae, 1795 nucleotides long. Its product is annotated as putative polypeptide N-acetylgalactosaminyltransferase 11. The transcript is spliced from 3 exons. The record is from RefSeq and is a predicted model, not a curated record. Gene Ontology annotation, cellular component: Golgi apparatus. Lineage: Eukaryota; Metazoa; Arthropoda; Insecta; Diptera; Drosophilidae. The coding region runs from base 1 to 1695 and encodes 564 amino acids.
AUGUAUAGCUCAGUGCUUCAGAAGAUCGGAAUGAUACUAUUCGGUUCGCUAUCCACCUGCCUUACAUUAUGUUUUGUCUACAGUAUUAUAACCAUUAUCAUCUGGUUCAUGUACACGGACAGUGUGUUUCGUCCCUUGACUGAUUACGAACUAUACGUCAUCCAAAAUCUUGGCGAUCACGGACUAAGUAGCAACCUGCUAAUGACCCGAAGAGACAUCCUGGACGCUGAGAUAAAAUUUGAUAAAUACGAAUACAAUGCCUGGUUGUCGGAAAGAAUUUCGCUGAAAAGACCUCUCGGGGACUUUAGAGAUACGGAUUGUCUCACCAUAAACUAUACGUUACCCAAAAAUGUAUCAGUUAGUAUAAUCAUAGCCCACAAUCUGGAACAUCCGCAGACUCUACUAAGAACCCUCUACAGUAUUCAAAGAGAAACUUCGUCACGUAUUCUCAGGGAAAUAAUUAUCGUUAACGAUGGUCCCUCCGAUAUAGAACUCCAUAAGUAUAUAUCUGCCAAUUUUCAAAAGGUAAAACAGAUCGAAUAUAAAAAAGAAAAGGGUUUAAUAUAUGCCCGGAUAACUGGCGCCAAAAGAGCAAAGGGAGAUGUCCUCGUAUUCCUCAACGCCCACAUAGAGGUUACUAAGGGUUGGCUUCCCCCUCUACUGGAGCCCCUAAUAAAAAACAAAAAAACUGUCACUGAACCAGUCCUGGACACGAUCUCCACUGAAAAUUUUGGCUACGAACGAUCGGAAUUCCAUGACCAAAUGGGAUUCAACUGGCUGCUAGAGCGGCUUUGGUUCCCACUGGAUAACGCUAGUAUCUCGAAGCUCCCGGAUCCUUAUCCAACUCCAUCGUUAGAGGGAUUUGCUUUUGCAAUAGAUAGAAAGUGGUUCUGGCAUCUGGGAGCAUGGGAUGAAGGUUUCCGGGGAAACGGCGGGGAUGCCCUCGAACUCAGUCUCAAGGCAUGGCAAUGUGGAGGACGAAUCCUAACAGCCACCUGUUCCCGAAUCGGAUUUAUUUACAAGAAAAGUGAGGUGGAAGUCCAGCAGGCUCCAAACAAAAAUGCAAAUAAAGUUACAAGAAAGAACUUCAAGAGAGUAAUUGAAGUCUGGUUUGAUGAAUUCAAAUUUAGUGUAUACCGACUUGCCCCCAGAUUGAGGAAUAUAUCUUCAGGCGGACUGAUUAAGCAGCGAAACUUGCGAAGGCGCCUCAAUUGCAAGUCUUUCGCCUGGUACAGAAGUCAAGUGGCUCUUGCCAGUAACUCUUUCCUUAGGGGAGGUCUCAAAAGACUGGCCUUUGGUAAGAUUUCUCCAUUUGUGGCUCCAAUAUUUUGUCUAUCCGUCAGAGGCAGCCAGCUCAUCUUAAAGAAGUGUAAUACCACUGUUCUGGAAAACUGGACACUGACUUAUCGGUGUCAGUUGAAGCUAGGAGUUAUGUGUCUGGAAGUGGGUCCAAAUAGCAGGAUAAGAGCUUCGAAAUGUAUCAAUAAAUUUUUCGAUCAUCACUGGCAGUACAGCUUCCAGGACAAGGCCUUCAUAACUGACAAUCAAAAGUGUCUUCAUAUUGAUUUCCAAAAAAGGAAACUCGUUUUGAGACCCUGUAACUCUUCGUUGACCGAACAACGUUGGUUGUACACGGGAAUCACUGACGCAAGCCAGGAUAAUGUAUUGAAAAUGUGUUUGGAAUUGAAACAUUAAAAAUUUUAUUUUAAAUAGUCUUUAAUUCCUUAACUCUUAAUAUUUCAUAAUGCCAUUGUUUAUUAAACUAAAAAUUAAACAUUAAAAUUAAGCCUAAAAU